CCGGUUCCUGGGCCGAAUUCCAGGGCGCCGCGGAGGGAGGCCUGUUUGCCGGUGAGGUGGUGCUGCGUUAAGUGGUCGUGAGCGCGGGCUUCAGGCGGGAGGCAGGACCUGGAUCUGGAAAGGAGCCGGUGCCGACGGAGUCCAUCUGUGGACGGGCGCGUUUACUAAGCACCUCUAGAGAAGGGCUUUGCCUGAAAUGGAUACCCGGAUCCCUUAUGAUGAUUACCCAGUGGUUUUCCUGCCUGCCUAUGAGAAUCCCCCAGCAUGGAUUCCUCCUCAUGAGAGAGUGUACCACCCAGACUACAACAAUGAGUUGACACAGUUUCUGCCCCGAAUCGUCACACUGAAGAAGCCCCCUGGUGCACAGCUGGGAUUUAACAUCCGAGGAGGAAAGGCCUCCCAGCUAGGCAUCUUCAUCUCCAAGGUCAUUCCAGACUCUGAUGCACAUCGAGCCGGACUUCAAGAAGGGGACCAAGUUCUAGCUGUGAAUGAUGUGGAUUUCCAGGAUAUUGAGCACAGCAAAGCUGUUGAAAUCCUGAAGACAGCCCGAGAAAUCAGCAUGCGCGUGCGCUUCUUUCCUUACAAUUAUCAUCGCCAAAAAGAGAGGACUGUGCACUAGAGGCUUGCAGCCCAUAGCCCUCCAUGUGGAAUCUGCCCGAGCAGGCCUGCUAGCCCUCUGAGAUGCAGUCGGGAAAUUCUACUCUCAGCGCCUUCCUGGCUUUGCGGGUGGGGAGGAUGGGGAGCAGCUUACCAGCUGCGUUCUAUAUCAACUGUACUGUCCUUGGAGUUCCCCUAGUUUCCUAGGUGAGUUUCAUUCUGGAAAAGGAGAAAACUGGUGAUGUUUGUAACCUGUGUGGAAAGCCAGCUGGAAAGCAACUGGCAUUUAUCAGGUACCACAGAUGGGUCACUUAGCAUUUUAUUUGUAGAAAUCAGAAAGAGAAUCUGGGGACCUUCCAUCGGAUUUGCCUAGCCAUGCCACCUAGUCCUUGUACAUAUACUUUGGAGUCCCAUACACUUGGGAGACUCUGAAGAGACACUGGUUUUGCCCCUUCUUCCUCAUCCCCCUAAAGUAAAAACACAGUACCAAACAAAUGUGGCUUGAGUGAUACUAUAUGAAUAUAAAAUACCACUGAGUAAAAAAAAAAAACCUACAACAACCAAACAUUGAAAGAAACAGCAACAUCAAACCUAUUUUUUUUUUUAAAUUUCUGCCUCCUCCCCGCCUCCCUUUUCCCUCCUCCUCCCCCCACUCCCCACGACCCAUUCAUCAAAUCUAUUUUACAACUAUCUGUAUCUGGCUAGAGUACUUGGGAAGUUAAAGAACCUUAGCUGUAGAAUAACCAAGGGAUGCCUAGGGUCAAGGACCCUGCAGGCUAAAACUGCCCCUUCCCCAGGAGUGUUAGGCUGUCUGCUACAGGGGCUGGUAUUAAUAUAUUCUCCUUUCCCAUGUUCUCUGAUCUGGAACUUAAACCAAGGAAGUAGCAUGGAUACACUGCUUCUCACAAGCCGCAGUAGGAAACUGGUUCGUGAUUUCCCACUUGUAGUUUGAGUAGAGCUAACUGCCAACUUCCUCCUUUUUCUGACCCCACCCCCAAAUAACUUUUUGUCAUCGUAGAUAUUUAGUGACUGACCAUUAGAUACUACAGAAAUCACAUCUGUGCAAUCUCCACUGACAUCAAAAUACCAUUCAGAAUUUAAAGUUUUUUUAUUCCCUCUGAAGAAGGUGCUGCUGCAAUGAAAGCCCAAAUUUUGACUUAAAAAUCCCACAGAGUCAUCAAGAUGGCUCUCUGGGUUGACAAUCUGAGUUCGACCCCAAGACCCACAUGGUGAAAGGAGAGAACUGAUUCCCAAAGUUGUCUGUUGCCCUCCACCUGCAGGCUUUGGCAUGCAAGCACAUACAAGAGUCCUGGGGAACUGAACUGAAUCUCCUAAUUCCUUCUGGAGAGUGAAUCUUUGGUUUGUGGGAGGACUAGAAAUCUACCUAUUUAAAUAAACAAGUUAAAUCAGUUUUUCAAAUGGAUGACAUGCAGAAACUGGCUCUUCCCAUGAAUCCUACCCCAGCUAUACUAAAGGUAUUGCUCGAGGCUCAGUUCUGUUAUUGGCACUGUACCUUUCGAACAGAGCUGGAAGUAGAAUUAGUUUGUCUUCCUGAGAAAUCCUCUAAGUUGCUCUGCUGACCCCCAGUGGCCAUCUGAGAAAGAAAAGCAUGGACAUUUCCUCAAAACCUAUUAGCUGAGUCUACCAAACAAUGUUAAAGUCAAGACU
This is a messenger RNA of Chionomys nivalis (European snow vole), 2265 nucleotides long. It is a transcript of the gene Pdzd11, whose product is annotated as PDZ domain containing 11. The transcript has 7 exons. Gene Ontology annotation, molecular function: protein binding. The record is from RefSeq and is a predicted model, not a curated record. Gene Ontology annotation, biological process: neurotransmitter secretion; maintenance of epithelial cell apical/basal polarity; protein localization to basolateral plasma membrane. Gene Ontology annotation, cellular component: synapse; cell-cell junction; basolateral plasma membrane. Bases 197 to 619 code for a protein of 140 amino acids. NCBI's taxonomy places the organism in Eukaryota, Metazoa, Chordata, Mammalia, Rodentia, Cricetidae.